Anguilla anguilla (European eel) is the source of this 875-nucleotide messenger RNA. Its product is annotated as neurotensin/neuromedin N-like. The transcript is spliced from 4 exons. Gene Ontology annotation, cellular component: extracellular region. Gene Ontology annotation, molecular function: neuropeptide hormone activity. The record is from RefSeq and is a predicted model, not a curated record. NCBI's taxonomy places the organism in Eukaryota, Metazoa, Chordata, Actinopteri, Anguilliformes, Anguillidae. Bases 100 to 549 code for a protein of 149 amino acids.
UCGAACAGGAGAACAUUCCGGUCCUCUCCUCUCAUCCUCUCUCUAUGGACCUAGCUGGCAGCUAGACACACACACACACGCACACACACUCAUCUUCCGAUGAUGAAGGUGCCACUUGCUUGCCUGCUUUUCAUCUGCUUUCCUUUUGAUGGGAUGUGUUCAGAUGUUGACCAGGAGCAGAGAGCAAGAGAGGAAGAUUUGCUGAGUGGCCUCUUUACCUCAAAGGCGGGUGUGUACCUCUGGAUGGCAGCGCUGCGGACCGUGUGUGGGCAGAUUCCCUGGCCAGACCGGCAGGCGCAGGAGGCGUGGCCUCGGUACAGGGUGAGCCACCCCAGCACCCAGCUCCAGGGGAUACAGAGGCUUUCCCACCCCCAAAAACCCUGCAGGCUACUGUACCUGUGGGAGACUGCACAAAAGGAGCACGCAGGUGCAAAUCAUGUAGAGAAGAAGAGAAAUCACAAAGGGAAAUCACCGUACACACCGCGAAGGCGGUUUCACGCCAACGCAGCGAGGAAGCCAUAUCUGCUCAAGCGGAGAGGAACGGACUGAUCCCCGCCCCAAAAACACUGCGUAGGGGAGGCCAUGUAAAUACUGCGAAUGUCUGCGUUUGUGCUAGCUCUGUAAACUCUGCAAAUGUUAGUUCUGUUAAAAAAUAAUAUAUAUAUAUAUAAAAUGUACAAAGUUACAGGUUGGCGGUGCAUACCCCAUACCUGCAGAAGCUGAGUAAUUGGCACUUCUCUGGGUUUCCCACAGAAAUAACAGUAAUAGCUUCAGACUCACUCCUCAUAUACUAUUUGACCUCUGACCCCAUGUGAAGACAAGGAAUUCAGAUACAGCUAACAGCCACACAAGUGGUGGAGAAAAAAACAGCUGGA